AUGGUCUCCUUCACUUCGUUCUCUUGUCUAGGUACUGUCCUCAUGGACCUGAGGCUGUCUUCCCUCGUGCCGGAUGUAGAGCUGCCCUCCCCGCAAUUCAGCUCUUUAUCAGAAUCAGAUUUAUCCAUUCCGAGAGCAGGUUCAAAGGUCUCUUUUCUCGAAACCACUGUCGGCCAAGCUGCACUCAUCCUUGCAAACUGGAUCCGUGACUAUGUCGAGGAUCCCAUCAAGCCCGCCGAGAAAGAGCUCCUUGAUGACUGCGUCCGCAUCAUCGUCAGUGCUAUACAGGCUGCGCUCAGCGAGCCGCGCGACGACGGCGGGUCCGAGGUGCUCUACGGGCGUGCCGGCCUGCUGUACGCCCUUCUGUGGCUCCGAUCGGAGCUCUCCUUUCCUGCGCCGCUCGGAGACCUUGAGGACACAAAUGACCCGCUCUUGUGGGGCGUCUCGCAGCUCUACUCCGACGAGAAUCUCCAGGCGCUCGUGGGCGAUAUCGUGAGGCGCGGGUGGCUCGGCGCAAGCAUCUACGCAGAGGAGCUCGAUGCCGAAACCCAGCAGAGGGCGCCCCGGCUGAUGUGGAGCUGGCAUGGCAAGAGGUAUCUCGGUGCUGCUCAUGGCGUGUUGAUAUGUGCGCCGGCGCACAUCAUCGCCCCGUAUUGGUCCGACAUCACGGGCACCGUCGAGUGGCUGCUCGCGAUACAGGAGCCGUUGGGAAACUGGCCAACCAAGGCGAGCCGCCACAUGCACUACGCAGCAGGCGGCGCGGCGACCAGCAGGACGGCCAAACGCGUGAGCGUGGAGGACGGAGACGCGCUCGUACAAUGGUGUCACGGCGCCCCCGGAGUGCUCAUACUCCUGUCAACGCUGCUCACACGCGCUUCCACGUCUUCCAAGCUGGCUGUCUCGUCGACUACGACAGACAGCAUCGUCGCUGCGCUUCAGCGCGGCGGCGAGCUUGUCUACACGCGCGGCCUGCUCCGGAAGGGCGUGGGGCUCUGCCACGGCGUGGCAGGCAGCGUCUACGCGCUGCUUGCCGUCGUCGACAGCGUCCAGGAGCCCGCCGGGUACUGGCUCGCACGCGCGGCGCACCUCGCGCUGCUUGCCACGGGCUACCGGGCGCGCGAGAAGAAGGGCGACAUGCGUGUCCCCGAGAAGCCAUACAGCCUGUACGAAGGCGUGGGCGGAGGUUCUGGCCAGGAUCGCGGCUGCGAGCGGGAGCGGGAGGGAACAGGAUGGUGGGCGUCGCCGGUGGGGCAUGCCUGGGUGGUCCGCGCACUGGGAUGCGAUGGAUCAGCAGCAAGCAAAACAUUUCCCUUCUGGCUUGGCUGCGAGAUUGUUUUUGCUAGAUGGAUCGACUCGGACGCCACAGUAACAAAAUUCAAUGAUGGCAACUAG
Molecule: messenger RNA, 1392 nt
Organism: Postia placenta MAD-698-R-SB12
Lineage: Eukaryota; Fungi; Basidiomycota; Agaricomycetes; Polyporales; Adustoporiaceae
Exons: 4
Coding region: 1-1392 (463 amino acids)
Biological process (GO): carbohydrate metabolic process; peptide modification
Cellular component (GO): plasma membrane
Source: RefSeq, a predicted model, not a curated record